Molecule: messenger RNA, 4075 nt
Organism: Stomoxys calcitrans (stable fly)
Lineage: Eukaryota; Metazoa; Arthropoda; Insecta; Diptera; Muscidae
Product: protein serrate
Exons: 14
Coding region: 547-3660 (1037 amino acids)
Biological process (GO): multicellular organism development; cell communication; heterophilic cell-cell adhesion
Cellular component (GO): protein-containing complex; plasma membrane
Molecular function (GO): calcium ion binding; Notch binding
Source: RefSeq, a predicted model, not a curated record
AUGUUUUAAUUGUUGCUUCGCUAUUGGAUAUUCUUCUUCUUUGCCAUUGUGGCCUAUGGUGAUCCACACACAAAUGUGUGGUUUGGAUAUUUACCGGUUACGUGUGUGUGUGUGUAAAAGCGUGCGAACUCGUUCAAAUUAGAAAAGAGUGUUGCUACUCUACUCAGAGACUGUGUUUAGUUUAUGUGUGUGUGUGCCUAACGGAAUAGUAACAUCACAAUACGAAUACCGAUCGGCAAAAGAGUUGCUAGCUCGUUGAACUAAUGCAACAAAUGUAAAAAAUUAGAAUACGCGAAUAAUAACAAAGUGCAUGGAUUAACUAAGUAUUGCAAAAUUUAAUACUAAAGUUUCUAACAGCCAUGUGGAUAUGAAAACUUACGAGUUUAUUACAAAAGACACAAUCACCACUUAAAUAUGUAUGAAAAACAAAAAUCAUAACUUUCAUAUAACAUCUGUAUAACAAUACAAAGUGUUGUAUUGCAAAAAUCAACUUUUAUAAAGAAAAAGUGAUCACUACUCAACGAAGGCUUCUUAGCGCCAUCAACAAUGUCUUCAACGUCAUCUAUACCAACAGCAUCAAUUUCAUGGUCACCAGUGCCAAUUUUUAACAGAAUUUUUACCAAACAUUUUCGGCGAAAAUCUCAAGAACGCACCAUGUCUAAUAUCACCAUUGCCCGCCACUGCAACAGUUUCAGCAAAAGUGGAUUUAUGCCAGUGUAUACGUUAAUAAUCUUCAUUAUUUUAAGUACAUUAGUGAAUAAGAUUUCUGCCAUUGGUAACUUUGAAUUAGAGAUAUUAGAAAUUUCAAAUACAAAUAACCAUUUACUCUCCGGUUAUUGCUGUGGUGUUCCUUUAGAAGUAAGAAGUACAAAAACAACGGGGUGUCCACCUUGUUCAACGGCAUUUCGUUUAUGCCUGAAGGAGUACUCUGCCGCUGAUCAAGGUAUUCCAAGUAUAUCGACAGGCUGUUCAUUUGGCCAGAAUACAACUGGAAUAUUGGGUGGCUCAAGUUUUGUGCUAAGUGAUCCUGCCCGAGGUGCCAUAGUUUUGCCCUUUACAUUUCGAUGGACGAAAUCGUUUACCUUAAUACUACAGGCGUUGGACAUGUAUAAUGUAUCCUAUCCAGACUCCGAGAGGUUAAUUGAGGAGACAUCAUUUGCAAGCGUGAUUUUACCCUCACCCGAGUGGAAGACUUUGGAUCAUAUUGGACGCAAUGCCCGCAUUACCUAUCGUGUCAGAGUUCAGUGUGCAGCUACCUACUACAAUACCACCUGUACGACAUUUUGUCGCCCUCGCAAUGAUCACUUUGGCCAUUACAAUUGUGGCUCGGAGGGCCAAAAGAUUUGUCUCAACGGCUGGAUGGGUGAUAAUUGCGAGAAGGCUGUAUGCAAACCCGGUUGUGAUCCGGUGCAUGGUAAAUGCGACAAGCCGGGGGAGUGUGUUUGUCGUCCUGGCUGGCAAGGACCCCUAUGCAAUGAAUGUGUGGUAUAUCCCGGCUGUAAACAUGGUUCAUGUUAUGGCGAAGCCUGGAAAUGCAAGUGUGAUACAAAUUGGGGAGGCAUUUUGUGUGACCAAGAUUUGAAUUACUGCGGCACCCAUGAACCCUGCAAACAUGGCGGCACUUGUGAAAAUACCGCACCUGAUAGAUUUCGUUGCACUUGCGCUGAGGGUUUGUCUGGGGAACGCUGUGAAAUUAUAGAACAUCCAUGUGCUACACAACCAUGCAAGAAUGGUGGAUCAUGUACGGUUAAGGAGUCAUUUUUGCGCCAAAAUACUACAUUGCCUCCAUUUCGUGUCAUGCGUGGCAUGAGCUCGUCCAUGGGAAAACCUGUUAAUCGCCGAAAUUUACCAUUAUUAACCAGUAAUGCAUCAACGUUGAGCAGUAGUUCAAGUAAUCAUCAACAAAUGCCACCAGUCUCAGAAUUUACCUGCGCCUGUGCAUUGGGUUGGACUGGACCAACAUGUGAAAUAAAUAUCGAUGAGUGUGCUGGUGGCCCUUGCGAACAUGGUGGCACUUGUAUUGAUCUAAUCGGUGGUUUCCGUUGUGAGUGUCCACCCCAGUGGACAGGCGAUGUAUGUCAAAUGGAUGUGAAUGAAUGCGAAAUCGCCUAUCCGCCCAAAACUCCAGACAAUCCAACAUCAACAGCCGCCGUUACGGCUGCCAUUGCCCAUUCAAGUUCACCAUCAUUAGCUUUGAUUGCUGCCUUGAAUGCAGCCUCUUCAACGUUGGCGGCAGCUGCAAAUGCCUCGGCAUCGGCAAAAGCCAUGGCCACCAUGGGUGCAUGUGUGAAUGCCAAACAAUGCAUUAAUCUGCCCGGUUCAUUUCAAUGCGUUUGCCAUGAGGGCUGGGGCGGACCAACGUGUGCAAAGAAUUUCGAUGAUUGCGUGGGCCAGUGUCAGAAUGGUGCGACAUGCAUGGAUUUGGUGAAUGACUAUCAUUGCGCAUGUGCAACUGGUUUUGAAGGCCGCCAUUGUGAGACUGAUAUUGACGAGUGUGCUAAUACACCAUGUCGUAAUGGUGGCGAAUGUGUUGACAUGAUUGGUAAAUUUAAUUGCAUUUGUCCAUUGGGAUAUUCGGGUCCCCUAUGUGAGAAGGCUAAUGACUAUUGUUCUCCUUCUCCUUGUUUGGAAGGACACUGCAUCAAUACACCGGGCAGCUAUUAUUGUCAUUGUCCACCAGGCAGAACAGGAAAGCAUUGCGAGCAACUGCUUGCUCACAACAAUCAAUCCCAAUGCAAUGGUAAAUCCUGCUCAAAAGAGUCAACCACCUCAAGUUGCCAUCCAGGUCAAUGUCAAAAUGGUGGCACCUGUGUGGCGAGUUCCUCUGCAAAAGCUUCAACUGCCAAGUGUCAUUGUGUGGCUGGAUGGACGGGAGCUUAUUGCUCUGACCCUGAGGAUCAGUGCCAUGGCCAACCUUGUCACAAUGGAGCCACAUGCGAAUCUGGUUCAGGUUGGUUUCGGUGUGUCUGCGCCAAAGGUUUCUCCGGCCCAGAUUGUCGCAUAAAUGUCAAUGAGUGUUCACCGCACCCAUGUGAGGGAGGUGGCACCUGUGUCGAUGGCAUAGGCAGUUAUACGUGUGUGUGUCCGCCUGAACGGCAUGGCACGAAAUGUGAAUUAGUUCACUCCGACUCAAAAUCUGCCAUAAUCGAAGUCAAGGUGGAGACUGGUGGCAAAAACUAUUUGCUCAUAGCCAUUCUGUGUGGCAUUUUCAUUGUCCUGGUGAUUUUGGCCAUAUUUCUAAGUCUAUUCUGGCGUCAACGCAUUGUGGCCACUUCAACAUCAGGCAUCAGUUUGUCUCCCUCAAUCGAUUCUUCCCGUCUGGAUCCUGAAAAAUCCAAUAAUUUACAAAAUGAAGAAAAUCUGCGGCGUUAUAUGAAUCCCCUUAAAGGUAGCACCUCCUCUUUGGAUCGAGUCAAUGAGAAAAAUCUAAAUUUCAACCCAGAUCCUGAAAUGUCCACAAUUGGAAAUCUAGCAACUGCCUCAUCAUCCACAUCGGGGGUUCAUCGAUCUCAACCCUUGUAUACGGAAUCAAAUUUUGAUUACUCGCUCGAUGAGACGGCGAAAUCGAAGCAAGAUGUUACACCCUCCAAGCGUAGUUCACAAAUUUUGCUGCACAAAAUGGAUAAUAAUGAUAUGAAACGCAACACUGUCUAUAGAUAGUCCACCGUUGUUAUUGUCUAUGUUUAGUGAGAGGGGGGUUUCCAAAAAAAAGCAUCUCAAAUGACUUUAUCACCCAAGGUGAUAGAAUCAAAGCCUUCGGCUGUGUUAUUGCAAAAGUUAGACAUUCUUUUGUUUCGAAAGGGGAUUUUGGGUUGGUUGUAAGAUAUUGAGAAUUGUCGUCACUUUGGCCGCCAGCAGUGAAAUACUCAGGGGAAAGAUCAUCAACAUCGCCAAAUUGUUUUAAUUGUACAGCAUUAUGACCAUUAUCAUCUUAAGACUGAGACAAUUUAGAUGAAUUGUUAUUUAAAGUAGAUUUUAGCCUCUAAGAAUUUGUUAAUAGCCUUGUAUGUAUGUGUAUGUAAUUUAUAUGUAUUAGUUGAUCGAAUGUAUAAAAUUAAUGCUGGGGCAUUUAAGC